AUGACCAGGGCUAAUCACAGCCCUUUGCUUACCCUGGAUCCAGAAAUUGGUAGGAAUAGAAAAGGAAUCAAAAAGGAGAGGAACCAGCGUGAAUCUGAGGCUACUGGAUCAUUUCCGACUUCAUUUGAGUGUUUAUCGGAUACAUCUGAGACUGAAGACAUGACUGUUGAGCAAAGAGAGAGAACAUUAAAGGAGCUGGCUAAUCAGGAAAUUGGAUUCCAGCCCCUGUGCAUCCAAGUGUCGUAUGUACAGGGGGCUCCCAACUUUGAUCUUAGGUCUGGGUUCAUUCAGCUUCUGCCAAGGUUCCAUGGGUCAGUAGGGGAGGACCCUCACAAGCAUAUUUUGGAGUUCACAAUGGUCUGUUCAACUAUGAAACCACUAGAUGUGCCUGAGGAGAUUGUCAAGAUGAAAGCCUUUCCCUUUUCACUGCAAGAUGCUGCCAAGGAGUGGUUGUUUUCUCAGAAUGUACCCAUAGUUAGCUGGGGAGAAAUGAAGAGAAAAUUUUUGGAAAGGUUCUUCCUUGCCUCCAGGACAGCAGCUGUGAGAAAAGAAAUAAGUGGGAUUAGACAACUGCUUGGGGAGAAUCUGUUUGAAUACUGGGAACGCUUCAAGAGGUUGUGCUCCACUUGUCCCAACCAUCAGAUCAAUGAGUUGCUGCUGCAAUACUUUUAUGAAGGGUUGCUGCCUCAAGAAAGGAACAUGAUAGAUGCAACAAGUGGAGGCACUCUCAUGGACAAGACACCAUCGGCAGCAAGAAACCUCAUUGCAAACAUGGCUGAGAAUUACCAGCAGACCUACACUAGAAGUGGCUGUAGUAAAGGAGUUCAUGAGAUGCAACUGAAUGCAAUCUCAGAUUCAGUGAGGACCAACAUGUUUACUGAGAACAACCUACUGAUGGGGAACAAAAUUUUGGAGCUAAUUGAGCUGAUGAGGCAGAUGGCUUUUAGGAGGCCAAGUGAAUGCAACACCACUGGAGCUGAAUUAGUGGCAGCUGCAUUCCAAUAUCAGCAAGGAAACUUCAGGCAGAAUCAACAGCCAUGGCAAGCCCAGAAUCAGCCACAACAUUACAGCCAAGCUUCUAACUCACAGAAUUCAGGAUGGAGGAACAUGAUGAACCCGAGAUACGAAGCUCCUCCAUAUAAUCAAAAGAGUGGACAGCAGUCAAAUGGGCUGAUGCAGAGCAUAAAUCAGUAUGCACAACAGAAUAGGCAGAAUGCAUCAUUUUAUGGAAGGCAGAACCAGUCACAAAUGCAGCCUAGGAUGGACCCAACUCUGGAGGCAACCAUUCAGGAUAUGAAGAUGCAGAUUGGGCAGCUGGCUCAUGCUGUGAAUGAACUGGUGAAUCAGAAGGCUGGAGGCAUCCUUGCUCAGCCUUUGGUCAACCCAAAAGGAGAAUCAAGCAGCUCAUAG
Vigna angularis (adzuki bean) is the source of this 1410-nucleotide messenger RNA. RefSeq lists its product as uncharacterized. The record is from RefSeq and is a predicted model, not a curated record. The coding region runs from base 1 to 1410 and encodes 469 amino acids. NCBI's taxonomy places the organism in Eukaryota, Viridiplantae, Streptophyta, Magnoliopsida, Fabales, Fabaceae. The transcript has 2 exons.